Molecule: messenger RNA, 1482 nt
Organism: Rotaria sp. Silwood1
Lineage: Eukaryota; Metazoa; Rotifera; Eurotatoria; Philodinida; Philodinidae
Source: the annotation of a GenBank genome assembly
AUGGUGACCAUUAUCAAUUGUCUAUGUACAAUUGUUUUAACUAGUUCAUCAACAAAUAAUAUAAGCAAUCGAAUUGAUCCAAUUGUACGUAAUCUUAAACAUAUUGUUGAUACAGCACUUCAAGAUGAUACAUCAAAUGAUAUUGAUAAUAAAUUUUUAAUUGAACAAUUAAGUCGAAUACUUGAACAAGAAGAAGGUUUUAGAAUAGCUGAUCGUAAACAAAGAUCAAUUUAUUCAACUAGUGAUGAUAAUACAAGAAUUUUUGAUGGAUCAGGAGAUCUUGAAAGUGAAGAAUUACCACCAGUCUAUUCAAAUAUGAGUAUCGUAGCAUUUACUAUGGGAACUACUACAACUGCUUUCACUAAAUAUACACCUCGUCCAUAUUCUCCAUGUCAUUGUGAAAAGGGCGAACGCGGCGAGAAAGGUGAUGCCGGUAUAUGUCCGGCAGAUUGUUCUGUAAGAUAUAGUACGACAACAAAAGAUUGUCUUGGCUCACAAAUUAAUCUCGAACAUCUGGCUCAAUCAUUACGUCAAUUAAUUAUUGAUACUAAAAAAAUUGCUUAUCGAAAUGCUCUAGCAGUACCAUGUGUAUGUACACCAUCAUCAACAACAGUAUCAUCAAUAUCUACUCCAUUUACUCUGGAUUAUAAUACUUAUAUGCGAUUGAAAGGUGAUAAAGGUGAUCCUGGUACAUCAUGUUCAUCAACAUGUGUACAGUCAAUGCAGACUAAUGUACGAGUAUUUAAAACAUUACAUCAAGCAAUAAUUGCUUCAUCAACUUAUCCAGAUCAUACAUAUGUUCAUAUUGUUAAUGACCAUGGACGUUUACAAGGUGUUUAUAUACGAGUUCAUGGUCAAUUAAUACCAUUACGAUUAGAAAGCGAUAGUUCACAUUAUGUACCAGAACAAACAUUACCACCGACGACAUUAUCUAUCCCAAAACCGCUUCAUAUAUUUGCUAUUGGUCCUCGUGUACGUAAAAUGUGUUAUCCAGAACGAACAAAUUUAUUAUGUUCAAAAUUAUCUGAUUAUGAUGAUUUAUGUGAUCAUAUAUCUCAACGUCAAGGUUUAACAGGUUUUUAUCGAGCAUUUAUGUCAACAAGUACACAAUGGUUAUCAAAUUUAUUUGCUGGUAUUUGUGUUAAUGCAAAUCUUGUUAAUAUGCAUGAACAAAUUAUAUUUGAUACAAUUGAAGAUAUGUUUCAACAAAAAUUACUACAAAAUGACAUUCUUGAUGUACAAGGAUUAAAACCUCAAUUUCAAUAUUGGUGGCAUGGUACUCAUAUCAAUGGAACAGCUUCAACUGAUACAUGUCAUGAUUGGAGUCGUCAAGAUUCAAGUUUAUCUGGUCUUGCAAGUCCUAUACCAGAUAGUAAACAUGGAUUAUUUCGUCAAUUACAUACAUGGCCAUGUUCAAUAGAUGAUAUAAAUAUGGGAAUUUUUUGUAUUGAAACAAAUUGUCAACGAAUAAAUUAUCAUUAA